Talpa occidentalis (Iberian mole) is the source of this 9514-nucleotide messenger RNA. RefSeq names its product HECT, C2 and WW domain containing E3 ubiquitin protein ligase 1 (gene HECW1). Gene Ontology annotation, molecular function: ubiquitin-protein transferase activity; protein binding. The transcript has 32 exons. Gene Ontology annotation, biological process: regulation of dendrite morphogenesis. NCBI's taxonomy places the organism in Eukaryota, Metazoa, Chordata, Mammalia, Eulipotyphla, Talpidae. Bases 477 to 5279 code for a protein of 1600 amino acids. The record is from RefSeq and is a predicted model, not a curated record.
GCUGUUAAAUGAUGAUGGGAUCUGUACUGGUGUUGGGUCCACCCACAAAGCUGUUCCAGGUGCUGGGUCACUCACUGGGGCAGUCAGCUUGGGCCAGGGAAUGCUGUCAUCUAGGCCAACUGGCUGCCAGCACCUCUGCUUUGAGGCUGGAGAGUAAAGAAUUUCCCAGAAGAGGCAAUUCUGAGCUAUAAGGACAGCAUUGAGACUUGUGUGUUAUGCACGAAGGAGAGGCAAUGUACCACCAAGGGCGUGAAAAAACAAGGAACAGAACUGUGUUGGCACAUCCACCACAGGCCAUCUAUGCAGGGGACCCCAGCCUGCUCCCCAAGGAUCACAGUAGAGUUCAAUGAAGACUAAUAGAACUGCUAAUAGAAAAAGAAUAGGAUACAAUUGCAGUAAAUCACAUGUGCAUCUGAAAGAAAUGUUGUCUCAGGUUAUCUACAAGGAAUUGAUGCGCAUUCACGUGGUGGGUCAUUAUGCUGCUGCACCUGUGUAGUGUAAAGAAUCUGUACCAGAACAGGUUUUUAGGCCUGGCUGCCAUGGCAUCUCCAUCUAGAAACUCUCAGAACCGACGGCGAUGCAAGGAGCCCCUGCGCCACAGCUAUAACCCCAGCCAGUUUCACAGCAUGGCCAUCAGGACUGGCCCCCACGGCACUGUCACCAUCCCUCGCUCCACCAGCGACACUGAUCUGGUCACCUCAGACAGCCGCUCCACUCUCAUGGUCAGCAGCUCCUACUAUUCUAUAGGGCACUCACAGGAUCUGGUGAUCCAUUGGGAUAUAAAGGAGGAAGUAGACGCUGGAGAUUGGAUUGGCAUGUAUCUCAUUGAUGAAGUCUUGUCAGAAAACUUUCUGGACUAUAAGAACCGUGGAGUCAAUGGUUCUCAUCGGGGUCAGAUCAUAUGGAAGAUUGAUGCCAGCUCUUACUUUGUGGAACCUGAAACUAAGAUCUGCUUCAAAUACUACCAUGGAGUGAGUGGAGCCCUGCGAGCUACCACCCCCAGUGUCACUGUCAAAAAUUCAGCAGCUCCUAUUUUUAAAAACAUGGGCUCUGAUGACACAGUACAAGGGCAAGGAAGUCGGAGGUUGAUCAGUUUUUCUCUCUCAGAUUUUCAGGCCAUGGGAUUGAAGAAAGGGAUGUUUUUCAAUCCAGACCCUUACUUGAAGAUCUCUAUUCAACCUGGGAAACACAGCAUAUUCCCUGCCCUUCCUCACCAUGGACAGGAGAGGAGAUCCAAGAUCAUAGGCAACACUGUGAACCCCAUCUGGCAGGCCGAGCAAUUCAGCUUUGUGUCCUUACCCACUGAUGUGCUGGAAAUUGAGGUGAAGGACAAGUUUGCCAAGAGCCGCCCCAUCAUCAAGCGUUUCUUGGGAAAGUUAUCGAUGCCUGUUCAGAGACUACUGGAAAGACACGCCAUAGGGGAUAGGGUGGUCAGCUACACCCUCGGCCGCAGACUUCCAACAGAUCAUGUGAGUGGACAGCUGCAAUUCCGAUUUGAGAUUACGUCCUCCAUCCACCCAGAUGAUGAGGAGAUUUCCCUGAGUACUGAACCCGAGUCAGUGGAAAUUCAGGAAAGCCCCAUGAACAACCAGGUGGCAAACAGCAACGGGGAGCCUCUGUACCAAGCACUAGAGCUCACUGGGAGCCUGAAGCCGGAGCAGCCUAGUGAGGGAAACGCCAUGGACCCUGAAAACAAUAUGAGCCUGGGACUAGUCAAUCCUGUUGAGGAAGGGACAGGUACCACCCAGGCAGGAGACGGCAGCACAGCCUCUGUGGGUCCUGAUUGGGCUGGGGAGCUUUUGGCCUUGGGUGGAGAAGAUACUAAGCUUGUCCUGACUGCAGAACUGGCGGAGAGACCAGACUUGGGUGGGGUGGAGGCUCCACCCGGGCUACUAGAGGAUGAUGAAGUUCCACGUGGUGCUGGGGAGCCGGAGUCAGAAGAAGCUGUGACAGAGAGCCGGGCUGGGGUGACAGAAGAGGAAAAGGAACUGGCAGAGGAGGAGGAGGGGGUCGUGUCUGCCUUAAAGCAGGGAGAGAACAGGCUGCAACUGCGGGCCUCAGUGAAGAGGAAAAGCAGGCCGUGCUCCUUGCCGGUGUCUGAACUGGAGACAGUGAUCGCGUCCGCUUGUGGUGACCCCGAGACCCCGCGGACGCACUACAUUCGCAUCCACACCCUGCUGCACAGCAUGCCCACAGCCCACCACGCGAGCGCGGAGGACGGUGGGGCGGAGGAGGAGACAACUCUCAAGGACACCUCGGAGAAGGACGGGCUCAGCGAAGUGGACACGGUAGCUGCUGAGCCUCCUUCUGCGGAGGAGGAUGGAGAGGAACCCGAGGGGGCUAGUCCAGGAAGGGCGCCUCCUGGCCACUCAGGCUUAGCCAACGGACUGAUUGUGGAUGGUACCGCGCACCCCAGCGCCGGGAGUGAGAGCGACUCCAGCCCCCGGCAGGGCGGGGAUCAUAGCUGCGAGGGCUGCGAUGCAUCCUGCUGCAGCCCUUCCUGCUACAGCUCGUCGUGUUACAGCACCUCCUGCUACAGCAGCUCCUGCUACAGCGCCUCCUGCUACAGCCCUUCCUGUUACAAUGGCAGCAGGUUCGCCAGCCACACCCGCUUCUCCUCCGUGGACAGCGCUAAGAUCUCCGAAAGCACUGUAUUCUCCUCCCAAGACGACGAGGAGGAAAACAGUGCAUUCGAAUCGUUACCAGACUCAGUGCAGAGCCCGGAACUGGACCAGGAGUCCGUGAAUGGCGCUGGGCCGUGGCAAGAUGAGCUGGCUGCCCCCGCCGGGAGCAUGACAAGAUUUGUGGAAGGUCUGGAGUCCCCCAUGGCAGGGCCAAGCCAUCGGAGAGAAGGUGAAUGUUCUAUACUCCAUAAUUCCCAGCCAGUCAGCCAUCUUCCUUCCUUGAGGCCUGAACAUCAUCACUACCCAACAAUCGAUGAGCCUCUUCCACCAAAUUGGGAAGCUCGCAUUGACAGUCAUGGGCGGGUCUUCUAUGUGGACCACGUGAACCGCACCACCACCUGGCAGCGUCCUACAGUAGCAGCUACCCCUGAUGGAAUGAGGAGAUCGGGGUCUAUCCAGCAGAUGGAGCAACUCAACAGGCGGUAUCAAAACAUUCAGCGAACCAUUGCAACAGAGAGGCCCGAAGAAGAUUCUGGCAGCCAAAGUUGUGAGCAGAUCCUAACAGGAGGUGGCACUGGAGGUGGUGGGAGUGACUCAGAGGCUGAAUCUUCUCAGUCGAGCAUAGAUCUAAGGAGAGAAGGAUCACUUUCUCCAGUAAACUCGCAAAAAAUCACCUUGCUGCUGCAGUCCCCAGCGGUCAAGUUCAUCACCAACCCUGAGUUCUUCACUGUUCUCCAUGCCAAUUAUAGUGCCUACCGAGUCUUCACCAGUAGCACCUGCUUAAAGCACAUGAUUCUGAAAGUCCGGCGGGAUGCUCGAAAUUUUGAACGCUACCAGCACAACCGGGAUUUGGUGAAUUUCAUCAACAUGUUUGCAGAUACGAGGCUGGAAUUGCCCCGGGGCUGGGAGAUCAAAACAGACCAGCAGGGAAAGUCUUUCUUUGUGGACCACAACAGUCGAGCUACCACUUUCAUUGACCCCAGAAUCCCACUUCAGAAUGGCCGUCUUCCCAGUCAUCUGACACAUCGACAGCACCUCCAGAGGCUCCGAAGUUAUAGUGCUGGAGAGGCCUCAGAAGUCUCUAGAAACAGAGGAGCCUCUUUACUGGCCAGGCCAGCACACAGCCUAGUAGCUGCUAUUCGAAGUCAAUAUCAACAAGAGUCAUUGCCACUGGCAUAUAAUGACAAGAUUGUGGCAUUUCUUCGCCAGCCAAAUAUUUUUGACAUGUUGCAAGAGCGUCAGCCAAGCUUGGCAAGAAACCAUGCACUCAGGGAGAAAAUCCAUUACAUUCGGACUGAGGGUAAUCAUGGACUUGAAAAGUUGUCCUGUGAUGCAGAUCUAGUCAUUUUGCUGAGUCUCUUUGAAGAAGAGAUUAUGUCUUAUGUCCCAUUGCAAGCUGCCUUCCACCCAGGGUACAGUUUCUCUCCCCGCUGUUCUCCCUGUUCAUCACCUCAGAGCUCCCCAGGUUUACAGAGAGCCAGUGCAAGAGCACCUUCACCCUACCGAAGAGACUUUGAGGCCAAGCUCCGCAAUUUCUAUCGAAAAUUGGAAGCCAAGGGAUUUGGUCAGGGUCCAGGAAAAAUUAAACUUGUCAUCCGCCGGGACCACUUGUUGGAGGGAACCUUCAAUCAGGUGAUGGCCUAUUCCCGGAAAGAACUCCAGCGAAAUAAGCUCUACAUCACCUUUGUUGGAGAGGAGGGCCUGGACUACAGCGGUCCAUCUCGAGAGUUCUUCUUCCUUUUGUCUCAGGAGCUAUUCAACCCUUACUAUGGACUCUUUGAGUACUCUGCAAAUGAUACUUACACAGUGCAGAUCAGCCCCAUGUCUGCAUUUGUGGAAAAUCAUCUUGAAUGGUUCAGAUUUAGUGGUCGUAUCCUAGGCUUGGCCCUGAUCCAUCAAUACCUUCUUGAUGCUUUCUUCACAAGACCCUUCUAUAAGGCACUCCUGAGACUGCCCUGUGAUUUGAGUGACCUAGAAUACUUGGAUGAAGAAUUCCACCAGAGCUUGCAAUGGAUGAAAGACAACAACAUCACAGAUAUCCUAGACCUCACUUUCACUGUUAAUGAAGAGGUUUUUGGACAGGUCACAGAAAGGGAGUUAAAAUCUGGAGGAGCCAACACCCAGGUCACAGAGAAGAACAAGAAAGAGUACAUCGAGAGGAUGGUGAAAUGGCGGGUAGAACGUGGUGUGGUGCAACAGACUGAGGCUCUGGUGCGGGGUUUCUAUGAGGUUGUGGAUUCUAGACUCGUGUCUGUUUUCGAUGCCAGAGAGCUGGAGUUGGUGAUAGCUGGCACAGCAGAAAUCGACUUAAAUGAUUGGCGGAAUAAUACAGAGUACCGGGGAGGUUAUCAUGAUGGACAUCUUGUGAUCCGCUGGUUCUGGGCUGCAGUGGAACGCUUCAAUAAUGAGCAGAGACUAAGAUUACUUCAGUUUGUCACAGGAACAUCAAGUGUGCCCUAUGAAGGCUUUGCAGCCCUCCGAGGAAGCAAUGGGCUUCGGCGUUUCUGCAUAGAGAAAUGGGGGAAAAUUACAUCUCUCCCCAGGGCACACACAUGCUUCAAUCGAUUGGAUCUUCCACCUUAUCCCUCAUACUCCAUGUUGUAUGAAAAGCUGUUAACAGCAGUAGAAGAAACCAGCACCUUUGGACUUGAAUGAGGAAAUGGAAACUCACCUGAUGUUUUCCUGGCCAGUGACAUCACCCUUUCUGGGAUUAUCCUCCUCCCCCUCUUCCCCCAAUCGACUCUCCUUUGAUUUUGGUAUUCCAUGAUUUUUAUUUUCAAACCAAAUCAGGAUUGACAAAAGCUGUGCAUGAAAAACUGCCUUCUUCUAAGAUCUAACCUUCAGGCUUAUCUCUUCUACUUUUAAUGAAUUGCUAGCCUGUAUGCAAUAUUGAAAAAAAAAAAACAGCUGUCUCAAGGUGUGUAUAUCUCCACAUACCUCCAUUACUAACAAUGAAAUAUGAAUGCAAGUUAUGCUUAUACUUGACCAAAUGGUAAUAAAUGUUUACUUCCAUUUAUAUAAUUUAAGGGAAAUUUUGAGCAUUAAGCAUUCCAAGCUUUUAUAUGCCCAUAUCUUCUAAGCAAAGUUACCAUUUUUUAUAAUUUCUAACAACCACUUCAGAACUAAGAGCUGAUCAACUCUUUUUCUCCCACACUAUUUUUUCCCUGUGCAUACUAUACGCUCAAAAAAAUAGUAGUGACAGACAGAAAGUUUUGUAUAUUUACUCAUGAUUCCUAUGUGGGACUAGUCUAGACAUAUGGUGCAAAUAUUACACUUUCCAAUAAAUAACAGCAAGAUGCAUAUGUCUGCUGAUACAAUGCAGUGUACUACAAUGGCUGUGUGGAUUAUGAUUUUUAACUUGCGUUCAGACAAGUCUAGGAGCAGGAGAAUCCCCUAGUGCCACACAAGAAGGGCAAACCUGUGCACAUGACCAAGAAGGAGCUCUCAUUAUGUAGCAUAAAGGGUGAAACUUCUGCCCAUUGUGUUGAAAAGAAUAUGAUAAGCAAAGAUAAAGCAAAGAAGGACAUGUUAUGUUGGUUUGAAUACCUUUGUUCUAUUGCUGUUUUAUUUUGCUUUGCUUUACAAAGGGAAAAAGAAAUCUUAUAACUUUUGUUAAAACCAGGUAAUACAUGCUCAGCAAACAAAAUUUUAUUUUAACUUUAAUAUUGUUUUUUAUGCUGUGUUCAGUUUUUUCUAUUAAUCAUGGCAUUCAAAUUCCUUCACAUUUGACUAUCUACAGGGGCUACACUAAAUAGGAAGCUGCAGAGAGUGAUGGUGCUUGUUAGAUUCAAGGGCAAUAUAAUACUUAUCCAUGGCAAUCAUCCUGAAAUGGAGAUCUAACACCCCAAAGGCACACUGACUUGUGUCAAAACUUCUUUGCAUUCAGCAUUCUCAAAAACAGUGUUUUCAGAAAAACAUUUGCAAUCUCCAAAGAUAGCCUAACUUCUUGACAACAUUUGGGAUAAGCCCAAACAUAAUGGUCAUUUGUUAUUUUUUAAAUUUGGUAUCCAUGUUGUCUAAAAUAUGUCAUAAAUGAAAGUGUUUUUCUUCAUUGGGAAAAGAAGAGAUGAAGGGGUUGUUAAAAUGUCACAUCAUUUUUUUCCAAUAUAUUAAAGCAAGGGAGAAAUGUGAAGCAUUUAAGACAGAGUUAAUUUCAUAUGAAGCCAUGCCUUGAAAUCAUUAAUUGUGUUACCUGCACUCCAAAAUAAAACAUUCUUUUAGUAGGAAUUCUUCAUAAUGCCCAAUAUCCCUUGCUGCUGUGUACCUGUUGUCAAUGAUAGAAUAUGUAUUUAAAGUUGGCCUUCUUAAAAAGAAAAUUUACCAAAAUAGUAUGGAGUAUGUAAUUACAUAAUAUAGGUUUGAAUUUUCCAUAAAACCCAGUACAAAUUUCUGCAUCUUAAAAAGUAACAGAUUCCAGAUGAUAUCACAAGACAGUGACAAAAGAGGUUCUUGAGAGAAACAUCUAACAAUUAAACAGAAGGACACUAUACCCAGAGAGUCCUGUGACUUGGGGAAAAACUGAAGCACUCUUUGGAUCAGAGACCAACAGAUUGCACAGAGGAGAAAGAGAAGAGAGUCACACUUCAUUGAACAAGAAGUAGAUGGAGAGAAACACCUAGAAUGAGUUGUGAACUAGAGCAGAAGAUACACACAGUAUGCUGGCUCAGCCAGAGAAUGGGAGACAAAGGAGAUCCAAGUGGGGUGAAGGUACACACACUUCACCAUGGGGAAACAUGUUUUGAAGACCUGGUGUGCUCCACACAAACUGGAUCCCUGAUAAGAACAAAGUGCUCUUUGUAAACUAUCCCUGUGACCACCAUCAGGAAAUAUUACUGACUUCAUGAAUCACAUUGACAGUGCACAGACAGCAGAAUUUCAUAUUUGGAAAUCCAGAGAGGAAGAAUAUCAGUUGUGCCACAAAGGUGAAAGAGCCCAAAUCUGUGAGCACAUUUGCACCAAUUGCUGGACCCGUCCAGGCAUCUCUCCCACUCUGCUGACUCCAAAACUGAAAAAACAGGUCUCUAACUCUGGAAAUCAACAAGUGCCAAAAAUAAAUGAAUUAAUAAUAAAUAAAUAAAUAAAUAAAGCCUGAUUUGUGCUAACUGCAAGAAAAAUAAAAGCAAUGAUCUCUCUUAAGUUAUUCCUACAGAUAAUUUUUAUAGGGAAAUUUAAUUCAUCAAGAUGGGCAGAUAAAAGAAUACAGCACAUGGGACCUUGAGCCUUCAAAGUAUUAAGCCAUCACAAAGAGAACAACUCUCCAGAACCCAGCCACAAAAACAUGGAAGCUUAUAUCUCCCUACCAAGUAGAUCAAAACUGUUAUAAUAAAGAAAAUUAAAGAAAGAGAAGAUAAUGCAGAAAGGCAAAUCAAUGAGAUGCAAAAGAACUCGGAAAAGCUAAUCAAAGAGAUAUAAGAAGAUUCAGAAAAACAACAAAUAAGCUCAACAAUAAAGUUGAUAAACAGAAUGUAUUUGAAGGGACCUCCCUGGUGGCACAGGGGUUAAACACAGCGCUAUCAAGCUGCUGCCAGCUUGAGUUUGAUCCCCUGCAACCAGGGAGCUAACCUACAUGGUGCAGCAGACCUCUCCUGUUUCCCCUUCCACUCCCCUCAGCAGUGUAUUUGGGUACAUCUGCCUGUUCUGCUCCACACUCUGGUGAAUCCUCUCACUGCCUGAACCUCUGACUUACACCCCAGUUCUUGUAUGCAUAAAUAAAUAAGUCUUUAAAUAAAACUGUAAAUAAAUAAAUAAAAUAAACAGAAGGUAGAAGUUGAAGAUUUAAAUAAGAAAACAGUAUAGAUUCAGAAUGUAAAGAAUUCAUUAAUAACAUAAAUAUUUCUAAAAAAAAAGAGCACUACAAGUAGAAUAGACUAUGUGGAGGAUCUAAUCAGUGGCCUUGAAGAUAGUAAUAUGUGAAGGAUCAUUUGAAAGAAGAUGUUUAAAAAAUAAAGUACUUCAGAACUAUCUGACACCACUAGGGAAGACUGGAUAAAAAUAAUUGGUAUCAUAGAAGGGGAAGAGUGAGAGGGGGUAAGAAAGAUACUAUUGAAAGAAUAAUGAAGGAAAACUUCCCAAAUCUGGGGAAGAAAGUAAAUACACAAAUCUGUGACACCAAAAGAGCACAUGCUUAUCUAAAUCAACAAUAAAUAACAGCCUCAAAUGAGAUAUUAACAUCUGUAGACACUUAGGGAGAACUAUACACCAAAAAAAGCUAAGUAUACAUUUUUCUCAAGUGCACAUGGAAUAUGGUUCAGGAUAGACCAAUUGUUGGGUAACCAAAAAAAUAAAAAUUAAAAACCUGUUAAUAAAUUCAUAAAAAUUGAAAGUUUAUCAGGUAACUUAUCUGACCACAAUGGCAUAAACCACAAAAAUAAAGUUCAAAAAAACCUUAAAUAUGUGGAGACUAAGCACACAAGCUACUUUAUGACUACUGGGUUAGUGAGGAAAUCAAAGGGGAGAUUUAAAAAUACUGACAGAAGAAGAAAACUGAAAACAUGAGUUACCAGAACCUAUGGGACAGUAAAAGCAUCAAUAAGAGGGAAGUAUAUAGCAAUACAAACCUACAUCAAUAAAUAAGAAAGACCUCAAAAUCUAAACUUAUACCUGUAGCAACUAGAGGAAGAGGAAGAAAUGAAAACAAAAUCCACUAGAAGGAAGAAAAUUAGAAUGGAAAUAAGUGAAAUAAUAAUCAAAAAAAUAGUUCAAAAGUUAAAUCAAAGGGAUCAAAAAACAGACAAACUCUAAUAAGUAGAAUCAGAAAUAAAGAGCAGAAGUUACAACAGCUCAAAACCCAUAAACUGGAUAGCCUAGAUCAAAUGGACAGUUUUUUAGAAGCAUGCAAUCUUUCAAGACUGAAUGAGGAAGAGAUAAAAAACAAGAACAAAAAAUUAAUU